Messenger RNA from Dendroctonus ponderosae (mountain pine beetle), 1864 nucleotides. RefSeq names its product nuclear receptor subfamily 2 group E member 1 (gene tll). The record is from RefSeq and is a predicted model, not a curated record. Gene Ontology annotation, molecular function: nuclear receptor activity; RNA polymerase II cis-regulatory region sequence-specific DNA binding; zinc ion binding. Lineage: Eukaryota; Metazoa; Arthropoda; Insecta; Coleoptera; Curculionidae. Gene Ontology annotation, biological process: cell differentiation; anatomical structure development; positive regulation of transcription by RNA polymerase II.
ACUGUGGACAUUCACAUGCCUUUGACUAAGAAUUAAAUAUGCUUCUGAUCUGUUAGUAGCCAAUACGAUCUUUACAAACACAACUGCGAAAUGAGCACAUCCUGAAAAUGAGCAACUUGCACUUGUAUAGGCGGGUAGUUAACGCCUCCCUUUUUCUUAUUUCCGCUUCGAGCUCAUGCAGUUGCACAUAGUGGGAAGGGCGUUUUGCAUUUAUGUAUGCCGAUAACAGCACGAAAUUAUGUAAACCAAACAAGAUAUGAACAUUAAAAUCAUUCAAUUUUUAGAUGGUCUGAAAUUCAUAGAAACUGAACGUAUCUGAAAAUGACACAAGUAAGUGCCGGUUGCAAAAUAGAACCGUUCGACAUGUUUCAGCCAAAGCCAUUAAAGAGGUAUUCUCAUAAAACCUCAACCUUGAAAAUCAUUAAGAAACCCCCGUAUUGCUUUUUGCCGCUUUCGAGAGAUUAUGCGUAUAAUAAUGUUCGAGUUGUGGAAACCAAUUCACCAAUAGUACUUAGUAUUAAUCUAUAACUUUAUUAUAUCUAGUUCGGUCUUAUCGGUUUUUGCGAUCAAGAGCUUUGUUUUUUAUGUAAAUAGGCGUGUUAUCUAUCUUCUUCAUUUUUUUCGAUGCGCGUUAAGGAGCCCGUUAUAUUUAUUCUCUCAUUCAUACGUUUUUAUCAGCCAGUCGAUUCUGAAAGAGUCAUACAUAUAUUGUUUGUUGCAAGUGUCGGUGAGAGUUUGGUGACACUACACCAUGACCAUGGGCACCAGUCGAAUUCUGGACAUACCUUGCAAGGUUUGUCAAGACAACUCAUCCGGGAAACAUUACAACAUUUUUGCCUGCGAUGGCUGUGCAGGCUUUUUCAAGCGAUCGAUUCGCAGAGAUCGCAAAUACGUUUGCAAAAGCAAAAUUCCGGGUUCUUGCAAGAUCGACAAGGCUCACAGAAACCAAUGUCGGGCGUGCCGCCUACAAAAGUGCCAGGAUGCAGGAAUGAACAAAGAAGGUUGCUGCACCAUCUCUUCAUGCGAGAUCUCCGUCGAUUCCGGCUGCCCUGCCCAUGUCGCCUGACGAAAUAUGCGAAUCGGCAGCAAAUUUACUUUUCUUGGACUUGAAGUGGGCCGAAACCAUUCCACACUUUGCAAGCUUAUCAAGAAACGACCAAUUACUGAUGCUGGAGAGCAACUGGAAGGACCUGUUUAUUUUUGGAGUUAUUCAGUACCUUCCUGUAAUGGAUCUUACAGUGCUUAUCGAGCGAAGUGACGCAUUUAAGUCAGAAAAGGCGGCCGAGUUCGUGAAACACGUGCAAGAGUACCAAGAACUAGUGUUGCGAGCGAAAGAGCUCAGCUUAGACCCCAACGAGUUCUUCUAUCUGCGGCUGGUAGCUUUUUUUCGUGCCGGUCACACGAGUAGAGACAUUACUAAAAAGCUGGAAGAUGAGCAAUUUGUUCAAGCGUUUGCCAGUUCUGCUCAGACUAGCCUGAUCAAAUAUGUGGUCAUAACUCGACCAGACGAUCAACUCAGAAUCAGCAAAAUAUUUCAGUUGCUGUCCAAAAUCCAACUGAUCCCACCAGACGUUAUGACCGCAUUGUUCUUUCAGGCCUACGUUGGCAAAAUACCAAUAGCCGAUAUCAUCAAGAACAUGUAUGUUAAAGGCAAAGUGAAACUGGAAACCAGUUUAUGAAACUGGGUUGAAACGGUAUUUCGAAUCAAGAGGAGUUUGGUUGCUAUACCUACUUAUACCUACCUGAAUGGAAAUAGCAAGAGAACUGAUAUUUGUAAGAUAUGUUUCAAAUGUAAACAUUAAAAUCCUGUGCAUAAUAGUGUAAAUGUAAAAACAUUUGUAAAUAUAUUUCAAUCGAUUUUUUA